Molecule: messenger RNA, 3586 nt
Organism: Hevea brasiliensis (rubber tree)
Lineage: Eukaryota; Viridiplantae; Streptophyta; Magnoliopsida; Malpighiales; Euphorbiaceae
Exons: 7
Coding region: 428-3286 (952 amino acids)
Source: RefSeq, a predicted model, not a curated record
GUCUGGGAGUUGAACCUUGGAGUUGACUGUUGAAAUUGUUGAACGGCAGACCCAGAGCGAGACAGGGAGGGAAAAUGGGAAAGCAAACAAAGUUUUGCUCCAUUUGAAAGCUUUCCUUUCUUGUCUCACGUAUCUCAUCUGCUAUUGCUAUUAUUUACCGGUCAAUAUUAUCAUUUCUCUCCCUAUUUUCUCUUCUUUCUUGGUUUGGCUUUCCAUACAUUCUCUCUCUCUCUUUACUAGCAAGAAUUUGAAGCAAAAAUGAUCAUCUUCAGUAGAUGAAAAGACCAGGCUACUGUUCUCAUUUGCCUUCUAAAGGGGUUCAGUUUUUGUACUUCAAUUUCAACAACUGUUUCAGAUUCGAUGCUGUAACUGCUGAGUUGCAAUUUGUUGCAUGUUUCGUGCUAUGUCUAGCUGCUACUGAUAUGCCAUGGGAAAGGGAUCGCCUAAGAGCCAUAUGCUGAAGAGCCCUAUGUCCAAGAGUUCUGUGCUGAGGAGUCCUAUGCCGAAGAGUCCUAUGCCAAAGAGUCCUAUUCCGAAGAGUCCAGUUGCCUAUGAGAAAUACAAGUCAAGAUGUGCAUAUGGUUUAAUGAGUUGCUUCCGUUUUCGGCAUGGUCACUCAAAGAAGCUGAUUUCUGAUAUUCAUAGGAGAAGCUUAAACAGAGAUGCUCUUGGUGAUGGAUACAUAGAGAAUAGCCUUGAGUUUCACUCAGAUCAACACAGUCAUGAUGGAGUGAAUGACAAAUCUAUGAUGCUUGAUUCUGGUUGUGCAAAAGAAGAAAAAUUCAAGGGAGGAGAUGUGUCCAUUGAGCAGCAGAUAAAGAAGAAGAUUAUGACUGCUGAUGUGGAAAAUGUACAAUCUAAUUCUGAACUUGUUGAUGACCUAUCAAGGAAGUGUAGAGAAGCAAUCAAGACUUCUCGAACACGUCAUCGUUUACCUAUUUAUGGUUGUUAUGAUGUAUCAACUGUGAAGCAUAGAAAACCUACUCAUCAAAAUUUGGCCGACAGUGAGAGAUCUUCAAAGUCAUUAGACUCUGCAUUGACUGCAGAAAUGCAAUUGCAUUUGCAUCCUAAAAAUGAGAGCGACUGCAAUUGUAAAAGUACAAAUUGCGCGCAGCAUGACCAAGUCAAUGAGAUCAAUCUUCAAGUUAAUAUGAAUGAAGCAACUGAAGCAUUUAUAAACCAGAAGUUGAUUGAUGGAAAACACCUUGGUGGUAGUGGGAUAGUUCAGCAGUCUAAGCACUUCUUGGAUGCAUUAGAGAUACUGAAUUCCAACAGGGAUUUGUUCUUAAAACUUCUGCAAGACCCCAAUUCUCUGUUGCUGAAACACAUUGAAGAUUUGAGAGACUCUCAGGCAAAGCAGCAGCAGGAUAAAUCCUUCACUAAAGCCGAAUUAUCAGAACAGCAGACAAGGAAUACAAAAGAAUGUAACCAGUCUAAGGAAGCUGGUGAUUGUCAGCCCCUGGAGAAAAUAGUAGUUUUCAGGCGUAGUUCAGAAAGCUUGCAAAACUGUGAAGAUCAAAGAAUCAGUCAUGACACUCCACGAAUUCAUUAUGGCUCAAGGAAUGUACAGCAUAGUGUUAAACCUGCAUUUUUUGCUUUCGAACAAAUGAAAAGAAAGUUGAUGCGUGCUAUGGGGCUAGUCAGGAAAAAGCAACAGUUAAUGCUAACUGAUGGUUCUUCGCAUCAGAAGUCUAUCCAUGAGUUAGAGGGCUUCGGACAACAUGGCAAAGCAACAGGUGUAGAUAUUAUCAAAAGAAAAUCAACUGACAAAGCCUCCUCUGAUUCUGGAGGAAUGACCAAAUCUUCCAUGGAUGUGAAGGGGAAAGACCAAAUGGACAAGGUGAAUGAGUUUGAUCCGGUUGGUAGAGAUGAAUCUACUUCAACCAGUGGAAGUGGUCAUGAAAACUUACAUUUGUCAAACCUCAAUCAUCCGAAGAGAAACAAACAUGAUGCGUUUGUUGAGCCUAGGGUAUGUGUCUCUGAAAUGAAAAUUGGAAGUGCAAAUUUUUUAAGGAGGCAGAAAGCAAAAAGCUGGGAUGGGAUAAGCUAUGUUCCUGAAUGUGACUUCUUAUCUAUGGUCAGCUCCAGAAGGACAGGGGAACAUGGGUUCGUCUCCCCACAGAUGAGAUUUUCCUCCAACAGUAAUCAUCAAAUUGUCAGCCUCAGCGAGAACAAUUGGAGAGAUUCAAAUGAAAAGAAAAGCAGUUGCUCAAGUCCAUUGAAGCAGAAUGUAGAGGCUCUGCCGUGGGCUGUUAAACAGAAACAACCACAAAUGUAUGAGACGAGGCCAAACAUCUCAUACAGCCUUUUUCCUGAUGACAAAGAGCACAAAAGCAUUGCUUGUCUUAGUAAUGAUUUGAACCAUACAGAAACAAAAUAUAGAGAUUCAGAAGAAAUUAGUCCUCCUGAAGUGCCCUCCAAACCAGAUGGUUCGCACAGUAAUGGUAUUAGGCUAAGCACUGAGACAAUUGACAACUGUGAGAAAAGUGAAUCUUUGGAUUUUUCAAAAGAGGAUUCACCUGCGAAGAAUCAGAGAUCAACAUAUUCAAUUGAUGACUAUUCAUCAAGUCCUUUAAACAGUCAGAUAUUUAGAGAAUUUGACACAAGCAAAGACAAGGAAGCGCAGCCAAGUCCAGUAUCGGUGCUUGAUCAGUUGUUCAUAGAAGAAAUCAACAGCCCUUUAAACAAUGAAUCCCAACCUGCUCUACGAUCAAUACGACCAUUACAAAAUGGUAUUGAAGAAGGCUGCUUGGCUGAUCACCAUCAGUCCCCUUCAGAUUCGAAGAUCAAUUCAAGUACUUCCAUUAAAGAAUAUGGCUCUAUGUUCAAGUACAUAAGCAGAGUCUUACAGGCUUGUCAAUUCAGUUGGGAUGAACUUGCAUUCAAGUGCCAUUUCUCAGACCAACUGCAUGACCAAUCCUUAUUUGAUGACAGAGACGUGUGGCCUAAUCAUUUCUGUGGUGAUCACAGGCUACUCUUUGACCAUGUUAUUGAAGUCCUUGUAGAUGUAAACCAAUGCAAUUUAAGAUGUUCCCCUUGGUUGUCAUUCAUCAAACCCAGAAUUCUACCAGCUAGGAUGACAGGAAGUGUAGCUCAUCAUGUGAUGAAAUAUGUUGAUUGGGACCUCCUUCUGGCUCCAACUUCUCAAACAAUGGAGCAAAUUCUUGUAAAGGACUUGAGUAAAUCUAGAACAUGGAUGGAUAUCCGAACUGAUGUUGAAGAUGCUGUUAGUGAGAUGGUAGAAAGUCUUUGGGAAGAAUUGGUGAUGGAAUUCACUCUUGAGUAGCUAAUUGCUUAAAUAUAUUUCCUGGCACUCAUAUUUCUUGACAAGAAUUUUCACCAGUGAGAUCCAAACCCUGGCUUCAUUUGCUCUGGUCCAAGUUAGAUCUAAAAGAAUUUUGGACAGGAAGCUCCAGCAUGGUAAAUAUGAUAAUUGUAAGCAUAUGUUUGCUAACUGUAUCGAGUAUUUAAAGAUUGGGGAUCAAGAUUGUGUCGUUAUAGGCAAGUUUUGUGUACUGUUAAAAAGGAUUGUUGGUUGCUUUGUUGAGCUAAUAAUAGUGUACACAUCUAAAAUUUUACGAGUAUA